AUGGCAGAGAAGCAGGAGGAGCCCAGCAACACCCAGAACGGGGAGCCCGACAACGCCGAGGAGGGCGAGGGGCAGAAGAAGAAGGUGAAGAGGGAAGACCUUCCACCCUUUGAGAUCGUGACGGGGGAGCGUCUCCCAGCCAUAUUUUUCAAGUUCCAGUUCCGGAACGUGGAGUACAGCUCCGGCAGGAACAAAACCUUCCUGUGCUACGUGGUGGAGACGCAGGGCAAGGAGUCGGUGACGUGCCGGGGGUACCUGGAGGACGAGCACGCGGCUGCCCACGCCGAGAUGGCCUUUUUCAACACCAUCCUGCCCAAGUGUGACCCCAACCUGCGCUACAACGUCACCUGGUACGUGUCCUCCAGCCCCUGCGUGACCUGCGCCCAGCGCAUCGCCGAGACCCUGCGCAAGGACAAGGCGCUGCGCCUCACCAUCAUGGUGGGCAGGCUCUUCAUGUGGGACGAGCCCGAGGUGCAGGAGGCCCUGAGGAGCAUGAAGGCAGCUGGCUGCAAGCUGAGGAUUAUGAAGCCUCAAGACUUUGAGUAUGUGUGGCAGAACUUUGUGGAGCAGGAGGAAGGGGAGGAAGCCAAGGCCUUCGUGCCGUGGGAGGACAUCCAGGAGAACUUCCAGUACUACGAGGAGAAGCUGGCGGAGAUCCUGCACUGA
Messenger RNA from Acanthisitta chloris (rifleman), 666 nucleotides. It is a transcript of the gene APOBEC2, whose product is annotated as apolipoprotein B mRNA editing enzyme, catalytic polypeptide-like 2. Bases 1 to 666 code for a protein of 221 amino acids. Gene Ontology annotation, biological process: cytidine to uridine editing. The record is from RefSeq and is a predicted model, not a curated record. Gene Ontology annotation, cellular component: cytoplasm; nucleus. The transcript has 2 exons. Lineage: Eukaryota; Metazoa; Chordata; Aves; Passeriformes; Acanthisittidae. Gene Ontology annotation, molecular function: RNA binding; cytidine deaminase activity.